AUGUGUGGUAUCAAGUGUCUAAAGACCCUCCUUUUAGCCUUCAAUUUUAUAUCUUGGCUUGCCGGCGCGGCGGUCUUAGGAAUAGGAAUAUGGAACGAGAUUGACCCAGGACAGCUUAACGCCUUUCUUGGGAAUAUUGGUUUCAUGCUUCCCUCCAUAAUCUUAAUGGCGAGUGGUGGAUUUGUGAUGUUCGUCGGUUUCCUUGGAUGCUGCGGGACCAUAAAGGAAAGUCGACGUCUCCUGGGUUUGUUCUUUGGCUGCUUAUUUUUGAUAUUUGCUGCUGAGGCUGUGGCGGGAAUUCUUAGUUUCACUUAUCGCGACAGGGUUGAAACUGCGGUGGAAAAUAUGCUUAAAGAAGAAAUAAAGACAAAUUAUGGGGUGACAAGCGAUUCACCCACUAAUCAAAACGUGGAUAGUUUACAAAUUCGUCUCGAAUGCUGUGGCGCAAGUAAUUUCAUGGACUGGGACCAGAGUAAAUGGAAAGAAGUUAAUAAGGACAAUAAAGUACCGCUGAGUUGCUGUAAGAAGGACGAAAACACAAGAACUUGCAACAAGGUUUCGAAUUUUGAUAAAAACAAAAUUCAUACGAAGGGUUGUCUUCAGUCGCUAACAGAUUUUGUCGAUAAAUAUCUGUUCGCCCACGGUAUUGAAGCAGUAUCCAUGGCCGGAGUCCAGUUACUUGGAAUGUUUUUUACCCGCCGCCUCUUCCGUUCUAUUGAUGUAUGAAGGAAAGAGGACGUAAAUCAAUUGAUAUGGGAAUCAUUU
Messenger RNA from Pocillopora verrucosa, 765 nucleotides. RefSeq names its product CD151 antigen-like. The record is from RefSeq and is a predicted model, not a curated record. Gene Ontology annotation, cellular component: plasma membrane. Lineage: Eukaryota; Metazoa; Cnidaria; Anthozoa; Scleractinia; Pocilloporidae.